AUGACUGACGCUAUGACCAGUGUACACGGCUUUUGGAUCGCUUUGAAGCUGGAUGUUGCUUUGGCUGUAGCGCCUCGGGUCGACACAUCGAACGAACCGAACGACGUGGUUGUCGAGCGAUGUCGUAACCGCCGGAUAUGUCUGUCAGAGGAACAACAACGAGCGCCAGCUUGGCACUUGUCGUCAGAUGGAAUAUCAAAAUGGCCAACGACUCAACCUGGCAGUUUGUUCCGGAUGUUUGAUGAGGAAUAUGGCGAUAUCGCUCAUGAUUGGCUGGAGGCAGAGGGAGGACGUGAAGCAGUCAAUUUCGGAAUGAAAAUGAUAGGUGCAAAGGAUGUAUAUGACGAGUGGGACGCCCAGGCAACCCCCGCCUUCGACGUCUUUAGCGAUGUACCUAUUUGGAAGCAUUUGGAGGCCGGGUCCCGUUUGUCAUAG
This is a messenger RNA of Guyanagaster necrorhizus, 435 nucleotides long. RefSeq lists its product as uncharacterized. The record is from RefSeq and is a predicted model, not a curated record. NCBI's taxonomy places the organism in Eukaryota, Fungi, Basidiomycota, Agaricomycetes, Agaricales, Physalacriaceae. The transcript has 4 exons. Bases 1 to 435 code for a protein of 144 amino acids.